Mya arenaria is the source of this 1734-nucleotide messenger RNA. Its product is annotated as phosphatidylinositol N-acetylglucosaminyltransferase subunit A-like. Gene Ontology annotation, biological process: GPI anchor biosynthetic process. The record is from RefSeq and is a predicted model, not a curated record. The coding region runs from base 298 to 1650 and encodes 450 amino acids. The transcript is spliced from 13 exons. Gene Ontology annotation, cellular component: glycosylphosphatidylinositol-N-acetylglucosaminyltransferase (GPI-GnT) complex. Gene Ontology annotation, molecular function: phosphatidylinositol N-acetylglucosaminyltransferase activity. NCBI's taxonomy places the organism in Eukaryota, Metazoa, Mollusca, Bivalvia, Myida, Myidae.
ACCUCCAGCUGUUACUGUUGUCUGCUGCUUUAAGAAAGUAAUAAAAUAUAAUUUUUGGUUUCUAAUACACACAUUUAGGGUCAAGUUUUAAUUGGAACACAAUUUAAUAUUGUUUUUUGAACCAGCUCUUUUUGAUGUGGACGAUUUUAUAAAAAAUAACUUUAUUUGAAGACCGUAAUGUAUAAUAUGAAUUACAUUAUUUCGGAUACCGACUUAAUUUCGGACAAUUGGGGAUCCUUGAAAGAAUGAUGUGAUUGUGAAGAAGUAACCUGUACUGCUGACGCAAAUUUCGGGAAAAUGAAGCAUAACGUCUGCAUGGUUUCCGACUUCUUCUACCCGAACCAAGGAGGUGUUGAGAGCCAUAUUUACCAUCUGUCUCAGUGUCUCAUUAACCGUGGUCACAAGGUCAUAGUUGUCACACAUUACUAUGGCAGCAGAAGAGGUGUACGCUACCUCAAGAAUGGACUCAAGGUGUAUUACCUCCCCUUUCCAACCAUGUACAACCAGUGUAUCUUACCGACCAUUCUGACCACACUUCCACUGCUGCGGAACAUAUUUAUAAGGGAACAAAUCAGCAUAGUGCAUGGGCACUCUGCCUUUUCUACCAUGGCCCAUGAAGCGAUGUUCCAUGCUCGGAACAUGGGGCUGAAGACUGUGUUUACGGACCAUUCACUGUUUGGGUUUGCAGAUGCUAGCUCAAUUCUCACCAACAAACUGCUCAAGUUCUCAUUGGCUGAUUGUCAUCAUGCUAUCUGUGUCUCACACACAAGUAAAGAAAACACAGUAUUGCGAGCAGCCAUCCCACCAGAAACUGUAUCUGUGAUACCAAAUGCUGUGGACGCAUCUAUGUUUGUACCUGAUCCUUCAAAAAGACAUCCAGAAAAAAUUACAAUUGUGGUAGUGAGUCGACUAGUGUACAGGAAAGGCAUGGAUUUGCUGGCCGGAAUUAUACCAGAGAUCUGCUUUCAGCACUCUGAUGUUCAGUUUAUCAUUGGUGGUGAUGGGCCAAAGCGUAUCGUUCUAGAAGAAGUUCGCGAAAAGCACCAACUACAAGACAGAGUUACAUUCCUUGGCGCCCUUGAGCACAGUCAAGUUAGAGAUGUGCUGGUUCAAGGCGAUAUUCUCAUAAACACAUCCCUUACAGAGGCUUUCUGUAUUGCCAUAGUGGAGGCUGCAUGCUGUGGCCUGCAGGUGGUGAGUACGAGGGUGGGAGGGGUGCCAGAGGUGUUACCCCCGGAGAUGAUCAAACUGGCUGAGCCAAGCGUGUCUGAUCUAUUGGACAAGUUAGAGGAAGCCAUAUUGAAUCAUCGCCAUGGCAACAUACUACCUCCAUUUGAGGCAAACAGGAAAAUAGCAGACAUGUACACAUGGCCUAAUGUAGCCCGAAGAACUGAACAGGUCUACGAUAUGGUCUGUACGCUGCCACAUCGGGAGCUACAGAGAAGGAUUAGGAGAUACUACCAGUGCGGUCCUCUCGCCGGCAAGCUGUUCGUGAUAGCAGUUAUACUCGAUCUUCUCUUUCUGGCCUUUGUUUCUUUUCUCCAUCCAGCUCAGGAGAUAGAAUUGACUCCCAGCUUAUCAGGACCAACAGCCACAAUUUACAGGGAACCAGUCAAUGGGACAGAAACCAGAACGAGGCUGAAAACAUGAUUUUCUUUAUAUUGUUUAUUUAUUUUUAGAAUACAUUUAGUUUGACAGUAUAACUAUGCAAAAUAAAUAAAACAUGCAAAUAUA